This is a messenger RNA of Clupea harengus (Atlantic herring), 12767 nucleotides long. It is a transcript of the gene dchs1a, whose product is annotated as dachsous cadherin-related 1a. Lineage: Eukaryota; Metazoa; Chordata; Actinopteri; Clupeiformes; Clupeidae. Gene Ontology annotation, biological process: multicellular organism development; homophilic cell-cell adhesion; cell migration. The record is from RefSeq and is a predicted model, not a curated record. Gene Ontology annotation, molecular function: beta-catenin binding; cadherin binding; calcium ion binding. Gene Ontology annotation, cellular component: plasma membrane; catenin complex.
GGUGCAAUGAGUGUGCCUGAAUACGAAACUGGUACAGUGGAUGCUGUUGCCGAUGCCGACGAGGUGGUUGUUUGCCGUUCGCAACACUGAGACCAGAGUAAGGUACCCAAGGAAGGAGGGCAAGUCAGUCACUUUACGUUGUACUACAUUACUCACACCUUUAAAGGCGGAAAGUCAACGGAUUCAAAAGCACAACUUCCCGGGAAUAUCUAACGGAUACAGAAAUCCAGUCACUGAAAUGGAUAUAAUUUAACGGGAGAGUUGGACUUCAAUAUUGUCUGCAGACAAGCAAGGGGAUCGUCUUGGAUUUUGUGCAGUUUGGGAUUCUUUCAGCGGACGCAUACCUUGGCCAAAGCAGGAACAGAUGAAUGUUUAGGACGAAGGAGCCAGAAUGAAGACCGCACGCAAGGGUUCGGACACGUCGAGAAUGGACAUUCUGCAUCGAGGAUCCACGUGGAACAGGAGGACUCUGCUGCUGCUGUACGUGGCCCUUGAACUCAUCACUGUCCACUGCUCUGCCGUGCUGGGUGCCCUGGAGCUGCAGCUGGACGAGGAGCAGCCAGCGGGCACCAUAGUGGGCGACAUCAGUGCUGGGUUGCCACCUGGCACCACAGCAUCCCUUUACUUCAUCUCCGACCAUGAAGGUACUGGGGUGGGCAGCGAUCUGGACAUAGAUGAGAAUACGGGCAUCAUAAAGACGGCGAAAGUGUUGGAUCGGGAGGUCAGGGACCGGUAUAACUUUUUUGCAGUCACAAUGACAGGAAUUGCAGUGGAGGUCAUGAUUGUGGUGAAUGACAUCAAUGACCAUGCACCGACGUUCCCCAGGAAAAGAGCCACAUUCAAAAUUCCUGAACAAACAGUAAUAGGCACUAGAUUUCCAUUGGAGCCUGCCCUUGAUGCUGAUGAGGACCAGUUGACCACACAGGGAUACCUGAUUAAGGAUGGGAAUGAUGGACAGGCUUUCCUGCUGGAGACCAAAAGAGGUUCCAACAAAGUGCUCUACCUGGACCUGGUAGUCAAUGCCAUCUUGGACAGGGAGAAGAGGUCUUCAUACACUCUCCUCUUGGAGGCUUUUGAUGGAGGAUCUCCUAAGAAGACUGGACAGAUGAUCUUAGAUGUGACAGUGCAGGAUAUCAAUGACAAUGCCCCUGUUUUCAACCAGAGCCGUUACCAUGCUACCAUUUCAGAGAACUUGCAGCCUGGUAACAAUAUUGUCCAGGUGUUUGCAUCUGAUGCUGAUGAAGGAGAUAAUGGGAUGGUUCUGUAUGAAAUAAACCGAAGGCAAAGUGAUCCUGAACGGUACUUUGUCAUUGAUCCCCGCACGGGGAUCAUCACCCUAAACAAACCCCUCGACUACGAGAUGAGGAGGGUCCAUGAACUUGUGGUGCAAGCACGGGACAAUGCCACCCAGCCCGAGGUCACCAACGCCUUUGUCACCAUUAAUGUCCGAGACUACAACGACAACCAGCCCACCAUGACGAUCAUCUUCCUCAGCGAGGAUGGUUCCCCGCGGAUCUCUGAGGGUGCCCAGCCUGGGCAGUAUGUAGCUCGUAUCUCUGUGACCGACCCGGACUAUGGGGAGUACGCCAACGUCAACGUCUCCCUAGAGGGGGGUGAAGGGAAAUUUGCUCUGACCACUAAAGACAGCAUCAUCUACCUCAUAUGUGUGGACCAGAUCCUGGACCGAGAGGAGAGGGACUCGUAUGAGCUCCGCGUCAUGGCGACAGACUCGGGUACGCCGCCCUUGCGAGCCGAGUCUUCCUUCAUCAUCCAGGUCACUGACGUCAACGACAACCCGCCUUUCUUUGACCAGCAGGUCUACACACAGGUCAUUCCUGAGGUGGUCUUUCCGGGAAGCUUUGUUUUACAGGUCACAGCCAGAGACAAAGACCAGGGGCCCAAUGGAGAUAUCCAUUACAGUAUACUUCAGGACCAUGGAACUCAUGAGGGGUGGUUUGGCAUAGAUGCCGUGACGGGUAUCAUCACCACUCUGGCCCAACUGGAUUAUGAGGCGGACCCCAAGCCCACGGUUACUGUUGUGGCUACUGACGCUGGCAAGCCCCCUUUAUCCGCCACGGCGGUGGUCAACAUCGUAUUGCAGGAUAUAAAUGACAACGAGCCUGUCUUCGAGAGAAAUUUCUACAACGUGUCCAUUAAGGAGAACACUUCUGCUGGGACCUGCUUCCUAGAGGUUACGGCGACCGACGCCGAUGGCGGUUCCUUUGGGUCGAUCUCGUACUCCCUGGGUUCCGGCAUGGGAAGCACAGCCCCGUCUCAGUUUACCAUCGGGAAAGAGACGGGCCAAAUCUGCACCUCGGUCGCUCUGGACCGAGACCAGGGACCCUCCAGCUAUGACUUCACUGUCACCGCUGUGGAUGGGGGCGGACUGAACUCUAUGGCCUAUGUGCGUGUGGACCUGCUGGACGUCAACGACAACCGGCCCACCUUCUAUCCCCUCCAAUACGCCGUCAGUCUGAGCACACAGAGCGCCCCAGGGACCUCCGUCGUCAAGGUGACGGCCAACGACCCAGACGCGGGUAUUAACGGAAGGGUGACGUACCGCACUAUUCCGGGAGGGGGCUCUCCGUUCUUCACCCUCAACAAAGACACAGGUGUCAUCUCACUCUCCCGCUCUCUACAUGGGAAGGCCAACACCGUCAUCCCCGUGGUGAUCUCGGCCCAGGACGGUAGCGGCCUGAUGGCACUCGUGAACGCUCGGGUGAACAUCAGCGUGGUGGCUGGCCUAGUGGCGCCCCCUGUGUUCGAGCAGGGUCAGUACUACUUCACCGUCACCGAGGACGCCCUGAGGGGGACUGAGGUGGGCGUGGUGCGGGCCAGCAGCAAAAGUGGGCUGCCUAAGGACAUCUCCUACACCAUCAGCUCUGGAGACCCCACAGGCUUCUUCAUGGUGGACCCCGAGACGGGAGCGCUGAGGACGGCGCGGCCGCUGGACCACGAGUCGCAGCCUCUCCUGGAGCUGGAGGUGCAGGCGCGCAGCGGCAACCCGCCGGCGUUUGGCCAGACGCGGGUGCACGUGACGGUGGCCGACGUCAACGACAACGCGCCCGUCUUCCUGCCCUCGUCGUCCGAGUCGCUGCUGGUGGCCGAGGGCACGGAGCUUGGGGCCAUCGUCUAUCGCGUGCAGGCCGAGGACCGCGACUCGGGCACCAAUGCUGCGCUGACCUUCGACCUCGACGCCGCGGCAGCCGGGCAGGCGCUGCAGCGCACGUUCAGCAUCGACCGCGGCACGGGCGAGAUCCGUCUGACUGGGCGACUGUCGUACGAGACGGCGCCGCGUCACGACCUGCACGUGACCGCGAAGGACGGCGGCGCGCCCCAGCAGAGCGCCACGAUGAUGCUGGUGGUGCACGUGCAGGCGGAGAACCAGCAAGGCCCCAUGUUCGACACGCUGACCUAUCGGGUGGAGCUGAAGGAGGGCACGCCCCUCAACACGCGCUUCCUACAAGUCCGUGCCCUCAGCCGGGACUCCGCAGGGGCGGGGUCAGGCUCAGGCUCCUCCUCCUCCUCCCCAACGCUGGCCUAUCACCUUCACCCAGACGGCGACGCUGCGGGUUUUGGGAUCGCGCCCGACAGCGGCUGGCUGUUUGUGAAGAGCGCUCUCGACCGCGAGGCUAAGGAGAUGUACCUGUUGACCGUGCUGGCUACUUCAGGCCACGGGCAGCUGAAGAAGACGGGGAGCGCGACCGUGCGCGUGGCCGUGACGGACGAGAACGACAACCCGCCACGGCUCACACAGGAUCGGGCCUUCCUGGCCGUGCGGGAGAACCUACCGGUGGGGAGCGGGUUCGGGCGCAUCUCCGCCACCGAUCGGGACGCCGGGCUCAACAGCCGCCUGAGUUACCGGCUGCUGCACUCCGACCGGCACUUCCACAUCAACUCCCAGACAGGUGAGAUCAGUACCCGCACAGCCCUGGACCGUGAGCACCAGUCCAGCUACCAGCUGGUGGUGGUGGUGCAGGAUGGAGGCACUCCUGCCCGCAGUGCCACGGGCACGGCCUUCAUUACUGUGCUGGAUGAGAACGACAACGCCCCCUCCUUCUCUCACAGUCAGCCUGGUAGAGAUAUCUACUUGCAGGUGAUGGAGGGACAGCCAUCUGGAGUGCUUAUAGGAACUAUACAGGCCAAGGACCCUGAUGAGGGCGAGAAUGGAACUGUUGUCUAUUCAAUGUCAGGUCCCCGAGCGGAGCGUUUCUCCCUCAACCCAAACACGGGCGAGCUGCGCUCCUCCUCGCCCCUCAGCCACUCGGACCGGGCAGAGUACGCCUUCACCCUCACGACCACGGACAGGGGCCUGCCCCCCCAGAGCUCCAGCUGUGGCCUGCGCAUCCAGGUUCUGAGCUCAAGCAAAGGCAAGGCCAAAGGCAACUCGCGAUCUGUAUACCUCACUUCCAUGGAGGGGGCCAAACCAGGCUCUGUCAUUGGCACAGUCAGGUCACAUGACACACGGGAACUUCCUGAGUCUGGCCAGGUGACCUACACGGUGGUUGGCGGGACAGACCGAGACGGCACGUUUGUGGUGGAUCGACUGACGGGAGACGUUUACUUAGCGCGAGAGCUGGAUUACGAACGGGACUAUCACUACACGAUACACAUUGAGGUGGUGGACUUCUCCUCCACCCUGCCCAGCAGCCACAUGGUCUUGCUUGACAUUGACGUACAAGACAGCAAUGAUCAUGCCCCACACUUCCCUGAAGACCCCGUCACCAUUGUCAUCUCUGAGAGCACAGAGCCUGGCAUGCCUGUGUACACCUUCCAGGCCGCUGAUGGCGAUGGCAGCGGACCUAACAGUGAGCUGUACUACACCAUCCAGCAGCAGGGGCCUGGAGACCCAGGGCUCCUGAACCUUGACCCCAGAACAGGGGUGCUCUCCCUGGGCCAGCCACUGGACCACGAGAUCAUCUCCUCACUGGUGAUGGUGGUGCAGGCCACGGACUCGCCCCUAAACGCCAGCCAGCGCCGCUGGGGCUCGGUGACGGCUCGUGUGUUUGUCACGGAUGAGAACGACAACGCUCCGGUCUUCACUUCGCCCUCCGUGGUCAGCGUGAUGGAGGACCAGCCGGUGGGGUUCGUGGUGCUGUACGUUAUGGCACGGGAUGCUGACCAGGGCGAAAAUGGACGCAUGUCCUACCGCAUCCAGGCCGGAGACUCAGCUGGAAAGUUCAGCAUCAACCCCAGCACUGGGUCUUUGUCCAUCCUCAAGCCCAUUGACCGAGAGGAACAGGACCUUUACAAUCUGACCGUUAUUGCCGAGGAUCAUGGGAUGCCUCAGCACUCCACCACGCAGGUGCUGUCAGUGCAGGUGAUUGACGUCAACGACAAGGUACCCUGGUUUGAGGAGAGCCAGUAUGAAGCUUUCGUCACUGAGAACCAGCCUUCGGGGUUCUCCGUGCUGGUGGCCACAGCUUCGGAUCUGGAUCAAGGGACAAAUGGCCGGGUGACCUACGGCGUGUCUGGUGAGGAUGGCUUCAGUAUCCACCCAGCGACCGGUGUCAUCUCCACCACUAAAGCUCUGGAUAGAGAGGCCCAGGAACACUACACUCUGACAGUGUAUGCCAAGGAUGGCGGACUCCCUCCAAAUUUCGCCAAAGCAACGGUCAAGAUCACAGUGUUGGAUGAGAAUGACAACAGCCCAGUUUUUGGCAGGGUGUACUACAGCCUGGAGGUCCCCGAGAACCAGGAGCCUGUAGCACUCUUCACGCUGAGAGCCACUGAUGAAGACUCGGGAGACAGCGCAGAAAUCACAUAUAAAAUCACAGAUGGAGACCCCAUGGGUGACUUCCGUCUGGAGAGAAGUACAGGACUGCUGUCCACUUCCAGAGCUUUAGACAGGGAGAGGAAGGCUAAGUACGUGCUGACUGUCACUGCCCUGGACCAGGGCGUUCCACCUUGUAGCGCUAGCACGGUCGUAGAGGUCGCUAUCCUGGAUAUCAAUGACAACAGCCCAGUCUUCCAGAGCAGUAGCUACACCAUCGAUGUCUCGGAGGACGUCCCUGAGAGCUCAGCAGUGCUGGAGGUAACCGCCAGCGAUGAUGACGAGGGCCCAAACGGCCAGGUUCGGUACUACCUCAGCCACGAGGCCCAGGGCAUGUUCUUGGUAGAUGAGCAGUCAGGUCGCAUCUUCACGGCUGGGCCUUUAGACAGAGAGAAGAGGGCCUCAUACAGCUUCCAGGUGUGGGCUUUGGACUCCGCUCCAGCGGCCCCCCGCAACUCCACCGCCCAGGUGACGGUGCACGUGCUGGACAUCAACGACAAUGCGCCCUUCUUCGUGCAGGACCCGCUCAUCAUCAAUAUCUCCAGCGCCUCAGGGCAGGGCCACCGCACCCUGGCCACCAUGCAGGCGGGAGACAAGGACUUUGGGGCCAACGGCUCCGUGUUUUACCGCUUUGCUAACCCCAUGAAGGGCUUCGCCAUCAACUCGCUGACAGGGGCCAUCCAGGCCACGGAGAACCUGCAGGGGCUAACGCAGAGCCAACGGACCCUGAUCGUGGAGGCCAUGGAUCAGGGCAGCCCGGCCCAGUCAUCAUUCGGGGUGGUGGUGGUGUACGUGCGUGAGCAGCCGUACCGCGGCAUUCGCUUCUCACGGAAUGCAAGAGACGUCAGUCUGCAGGAGAAUGCUGCCCAAGGUACUGUUGUUGUGCAGACUCAGGCCCAGUAUCCUGAUGGCUCUCGCAAUGGCAUCAGCUACAGUAUCUUCAGUGGCAACAAGCUCCAGUCCUUUGGAAUUAGUGCCAACACUGGCGAGAUCUGGGUUCAGAACUCUGUGGGUCUUGACUUUGAGGAGACGCCCAGAAUCCGUCUAGUGGUGAAAGCCGAGACCGCAUCUUCCAGCUCCUUCAUGGCUGUCAACCUGAUCCUGCAGGACGUCAAUGACAACCUGCCACGCUUCCAGCUCCAGAACUAUGUGGCGUAUGUCAGAGAGGCACAGGGCUAUGAUUACCCCAUCAUCCAGGUAAUGGCAGAUGACCUCGACCAGGGUCAGAACGGUCAGGUGACCUACUCUAUAAGGUCGUCAUCCAUGAGUGGGCUUUUCAAGAUCGACCCCGUGACCGGUAGCAUCACAACAGCUGCCAUCAUGGACAGAGAAAUCUGGACACAUACCAAGCUUGUCGUCACGGCGACCGACCGUGGGACCCCCAGGCUGGCUGGCUCGGCCACCCUCACUGUCAUCAUCGUGGACCUGAAUGACAACAGUCCCACAAUCCCCAUGCCCCGCGAGGUGCGGGUGCCAGAAAACACAAUGAUUGGCACAGUGAUUACCCAGGUAACAGGGAAUGAUGUCGACUCCGGCCCCGCCCUUUCGUAUUCCCUGCACCUUGAUUCUCAUGCCCAGGGGAAGUUUGGUAUACACCGAUAUGGGGGCGGGGUUUCCCUGACAGCCCCCCUGGACUUUGAGGAAAGGACCUGGUACACGGUGACCAUUCGCUCCUCAGACUCCCGGCAUUAUAGUGAGGCGAACCUUACAGUCCUAGUGGAAGAUGUGAAUGACAAUGCCCCCACGUUUACACAAGACCUCUACCAGGUGACAUUAGCAGAACAUUCCCCGGCUGGCAGUCCUGUCAUCACCGUGACUGCCACAGACAAGGACACUGCAGAGAAUGGAAGGAUCUCUUACAGAGUGAUGUCAUCAACAAGAGACAUUUUCUACAUUGAUCCUAACAAUGGGACACUGUUCAUCAACCAGAGAGCAGAGUUCCACUCUGAGCGUCCAUCCAUCCUUGUUGUGAUUGAGGCUCGAGAUGGAGGCAGCCCUGCUCUGAGUGCCUUCACCACCGUCGAAGUCCGCGUGUCUGACGUCAAUGACAACACUCCCAUGUUCCAGCAGUCCGAGUACAGAACCACAGUGUCUGAGGAUGAGUUUCCUGGAUCCACCAUCCUGACCUUAGAGGCUGUCGAUGGGGAUAUGUCCCGGGAAAACAGUGGAUUUGACUUCGCCAUUGCCAGUGGGAAUACCGGAAAUGCCUUUCAGAUCGAGAGCAGCGUUCGCUUCCUCGAGGGCCGGGGUUUCCAGACAGUAGGCUCACUUAUAUUGGCUGAUCGGCUAGACUUCGAAGCUUUGCCCAGCUACAACCUCACCAUUGUGGCUUCUGAUCGUGGCAUCCCCCAGCGCAGCUCCAGUGUGCCGGUCCUGAUCACUGUCAUCGAUGCUGAUGACAACCCCCCAGCCUUUAGUCGAGCAGAGUAUAGUGUGGUGCUAAGUGACAAUGCAGCGGUAGGGACUGAGGUCUUGCGCUUGUCUGCCAUUGACCCAGACUCUAACCCCAGUGGUGUAGUCAAUUACGCGAUCAGCUCUGGAGAUGACACAGCCCUCUUCACUUUAGACAAGCGGACUGGGGCAUUGCGUCUCAGGCGUUCCCUGGACAGUGAGAGGCAGUCGUCCCACAUGCUCAUAGUCCAGGCCUCAGAUGGUCAGGGUCACUUUGCCCUGGCUCCUGUCAUUGUGGAAGUCAAGGACAUUAACAAUAACAGGCCCUAUUUCCCCUUAAAGAUGCUGACCGCAAGUAUUCGUGAAAACCAACCACAGAACUCUUUGGUCACCAUGCUACAUGCUAUUGACCAAGAUACUGGAAUGUUUGGCCAGUUGAGGUAUUUCAUGAUGGACAAAUCAGGCGAUGGGAAAGACUCAUUCUUAGUCAACCAGACUUCAGGAGAAGUAAGGGCCCGAUUUACUUUUGAUUUUGAAAAGGUGAAUUCUUUCAGCUUUGUGGCUAUAGCAAUGGAUGUAGGCAACUACUCAGCGACUGUCACAGUCCAAGUUUAUGUGACUGGAGAGGACGAGUAUGACCCUGUUUUCACCUUAUCAGAUCUCGCGUUUCACGUGCCUGAGGGAACCAAGAAAGGACAGAGCAUCGGUCAGGUUCACGCAAAAGAUGAAGACAGCGGUGUGGACGGUAUUAUUCUGUACUCUCUUGCAGGAAACUCACCCUACUUUGAGGUAAACACAUCCACAGGUGUGAUAUCACUGAAAAUGGACAGUUACAGUAGACACGUGACCCGAGCAAAGAGGGAAACUCGUCAGAUGACCCUGGAUGUCAUGGCCCACAGUCCCUUGGAAACCUCACGGGUGACCACAGCGAGGCUAACAAUCGACGUCACACACACAUCUUUUGGCCUGGCCGCAGACAUGAACAUGCUGCUUAUUAGCAUUAUAGCGGUUUCCCUGGCCAUGGUCAUCAUUUUGAUUGUAAUAGCUGUGGCAUUAUUCCUGUUUCGAUCCAGACGGCGGAAGGACAGAGAGGAGCGCGAGAGGAUGUCUUCUUCUGGCACUGUAUUGCAGAAGCUCGAAGAAACUAAAGUCACAGGAAAUGAUCGAAUAUAUCACCAGACACUGCCUGGCUAUACCCCAGAACAGCAAGGCACUGGAGGGGGUCCCUACACCAGGGGUGGGUCUCUGGACCCUUCUCACUCCAGUGGACGUGGCUCUGCUGAAGCGGAAGCAGCUGAGGAUGACGAAAUUCGGAUGAUCAACGAGUACCCGCGAGUCUCCAGCAUUUCCUCCUCCAUGCAGGAGCACAUAUCUGCCCGCGGGCCUGACUCUGGGAUCCAGCAGGAUGCAGAUCAGCUCUCUGAUAUCUCCUGUGAACCAGGGAUGGAUGCCAACCAGUGGUUCAAAGGGAAAAAGCUGGGAAGCUUGAGCGGGACCCUUUUGUCCGGUCAGGUCCCAGUGUACCGGGAUGAGGGUGGUGGUUACUUGGGAGUGGGAAGGGGGCUCAGCAUCUCCCAAGCCAAAGACUAUGCUUUCCCAGGGGAUGGGAAGCCCACUGUGGAUGGCUCCCUCACAGCCAUUGUGGCUAGCGACGAGGAGCUGAGGGGCAGCUACAACUGGGACUACCUCCUGAACUGGUGCCCUCAGUUCCAACCCCUAGCCAAUGUCUUCACCGAGAUUGCCCGACUCAAAGAUGAGAGUGCUCCCCCCAACCCACGGAGGCCCUUCCAGCAGAAGACCAAGCCUGACCCCAAACCCAGGAUUGACCCUCCCCCACUUAUCACCAACGUGGCCCAUCCAGGAGCUAAAACAGUGCCUGUAAAGCCUGCAGUAGGUCGGACUUUUCCUCAGCUAGCCUCCCUACGGCGGUCACCCCUUAGCAAUGAUGGGUCAAUUUCGUCAGCAGCCAUGUCCCCAAGCUUCUCCCCAUCCCUAUCACCCCUUGCUGCUCGCUCCCCAGCCAUAUCACCCUUCGGAGUCACACAGGGGCCCCCGGCCUCCCUCAUCAGUACCACAGAGCACUCUUUAGAGCACAGUGAGGAGGCUGAGCUGAGGAUUUAGACUCUUUGGAGCCUCCUCUCUCUUAAGGACCUACCCCUACAGGAGCAGUAGCAUCGACCAAGCCCAACUUUGAGCUGCAACUCAGUGCCCCAAUAUGGAUACCUUAUCUGGUGUCUGGCCAUGUUGUUGCCUCACUGGCUGGCCAGGGAGUUGAAGGGCAUGGUGUCCAAUGUGGAUAUAUAUUUGGAAAGAGGACUAUAGACUCCAUUCUUAAAAACUUUCAAUAGACAUGCCUUUUGUUUGCACAUUGAAAUGGAGGAGCAAGCAGUGAUGUCAAUUUUUUACAUGAACACUUUUUUGUAUUAUAUAUUUUUGUACUGAUUUGUUUUUGACUAGAAAAUGACAUUCCUCUUGUCAAAAGGUUGUUAUAGCCUCUGAUUAUAUUUGUAUAUCUGUACAUUUGUGACUGUAAUCUUCGUACUGUAUGUGUUGUGUUAGCCCACAGAAUUAACAAUUGAUUCACUAAUGUUUUCUAAUAUGUUCAUGGAAGGAAGAAGCUCUUAACUUUAAUUUCAUACAUUUGGGGGAAUUUGAUGUGUGUCUCUUUUGUAAAUAUUUAUACCACUAGAGAGAUGUAUUUGCUGGAAGAACACGUAAGCUGCGUUUUGUAGUAUUGUUUGUUUGUACAUUUUCUUCUUAACCUUGGUGACGUGCUGCUUCCCUUUUUACUCUGGGUGACUCAUUCAAAACAAAACAACCUUCCCUGCCCUCAGUAGUCCAGAUAUAAAAAAAAAAAUAAAAAAAACUUCAAAUCAAAGUAUCUCAUCAAAUUAUAUUUUAAAAUAAACCAAGAGGUGCAGAAGGGACAUGGGUAGGUUUUGGUUUGUGUCUGAACUGCAGUUGGCUAAAAAAAAUGCAGGCUCUGAGUGAGCAUGCUAGAGAGAAAAAAAGGGGGGGGGGCAAGAGAGAGGAAUAGAAUGAGAGAGGGGGGGUGAGAGAGAGGUUGAAUUAUUUGAGGGGAAAGUAUGUCCAGACUCUCAUAAUUUAACUACAACACUUAAAGGCUCUUUACUUUUACAGCUAAUGGCAGCUACAUUAUGAUUGAAAGACUUUAAACUCACCAUGCCAGCAUACAGUGUGCAUAACAGCCUAUUAGCACAUGAUCGCUCAUAGUACCAAACAAAACACCACAUUCAUACUCAAAAAACAUAAAUUGGAAGUGACAUCUCUGGUUUUGAACUGUGGCCUGAUCCAUGCAAUCGAUAUCCAACACAGUCUUUGUACACAGAAAACACCAAGUUGAAGAUUUGCAGAUGCUUGGAAGGAAUCAAUUUAUCUUUUCAGUGGGAGAGAGUAUUGCAGAGGGUGGAACUGUGUUCAAGCCUCCAAUGCACAUGCGGUAGUGUAAUGAAGGUUGCGGAGUCUCCAGGCCAUGACCUGUGUAGCCAAUAGCAGAGAAGUGGAUCUUAGUUUCCCAAUGUAAUUUUUGUAAAAUGUAUUUGCCAUUUAAAAAAAAGAAAUCUAAGCCAGACAUUUCUGAUUCUGAUGAUCUAUGGGUUUUUUUGUUUAUUUUUUUACUUUUUCAAAGGGUUUGUUGGGUUUAUUGCCUUCUCAUAAAUGUGGUGCUAUAGAUUGUCCUUAAGUGAAUUCAAAGCCUGUGCCAUUUAAGUUAAAUCCUCCAUUCAGAUCCUUCUUAGGCCAUAUGUUAUCAUAGGUCAUGUUAUACCAUUGAAAUGCCUUAGGUUGUGUAAUCAGAUUUCACUGUCACUGUGGAAACAUUUUGGCUCCAUCUUUGUUUCCACUAUAAUCUUUAUAUCGCUCUUGCCAGAAAGAACAGAGAAGUUCAUUUUAGGAAGUUUCUGGAAAUGUCAGUCAAGGACCCCAUGUGUACAGUUGUAUUUAUUACUACAAAGGCUUUCUGCCAUGUACGGAAUCUGGAAAUAUAAUCGUCUUAAUAUUUCUUCUGGAAAUGAGUUACAAAAGAGUUGUAAAAACAACUGGCAGCUGUUUAAUUGUUAACAAGCAAGGUGAAAUAAAAAGUAGUGGUAAAUCCCUCAAAGAAAAAAAAUUAUAAUAAUUGGUCCAAGGUUGAAAUAACAUUUAAAGAAAGCCUGCUAUUGUCUACAUGUCUUCUUUUCAGUAUAGAAGAGCAUUCAUCUGUUCCAGCAAAAAGCUGAAUUGAUUUAAAAUUCACCUGUUUCCCCGUAAUGAAAACAAACAAAAAACAGUAACUGUGAAAUGUGUUUCAGAGUGGACUCUCUCUCUCUCCACCUCUCUCUCUCUCUCUCUCUCCCUCUCUCUCUCUCUCCCUCUCUUUCUGUUUUUCUAAAACAAAUUUUAAUACAACAAAUGUAGCAGUAUUUGAUAACUUGGACGGAGAUGUUCAUUCACUCAUGCCUUGUCGUUCGUUUCUUUUUUUCUUGUUUCUUUUUUAAUUGGAAUCCACAAUCCACUCCCAGACUGAACUCCACAAUACCCCGGUGGAGAAAAAAAAAAGUUGUUUUAUUUGUUCAAGUGCCUGAUUAAAACAUAUUUGUAAUUA